Messenger RNA from Pocillopora damicornis (cauliflower coral), 1467 nucleotides. RefSeq names its product intermembrane lipid transfer protein VPS13C. Gene Ontology annotation, biological process: protein targeting to vacuole; protein retention in Golgi apparatus. Lineage: Eukaryota; Metazoa; Cnidaria; Anthozoa; Scleractinia; Pocilloporidae. The record is from RefSeq and is a predicted model, not a curated record.
AUGAUUCCAGCUGCAUUGGAGACGCAAAAAGUUUUCCUAGAGUACUUUCAUUUAUCCCCUCUCAAGAUCAACCUCAGUUUUUCACUGGCGUCUUCGUUUGAUGAGGACGAUGAGGAUCAAGCUUUUGCUCAAGACUUGUUGGAUUUCUUUGUCGACUCCAUUGGGGCGACGCUCACAGAUAUUAAUGAUGCCACACUUAAAAUGGCUUAUUUCGAGCGAGUCAGUGCAUUUUUGACUCAAGAGAAUCUUGUUGCUCAGAUCACGCGGCAUUACACAAUGCAGGGUGUGCGUCAAGUUUAUGUUCUUGUACUGGGCCUUGAUGUGCUUGGCAACCCGUACGCACUGAUUACAGGGAUUGGCAAAGGAGUUAAGGACUUGUUUUAUGAGCCCUAUCAGGGUAUCAUUGCAGGGCCAGGAGAGUUUGCUGAAGGUGUGGCUCGUGGUGUUAGGAGCUUGCUGGGUCAUGUGAUAGGUGGAACCGCAGGGGCGUUUUCGCGCAUAACGGGGUCAUUGGGUCAGGCUGUGGCCACGCUCACGUUCGACUCAAAUUUCCAGAUGCGACGACGUCUGCGCAUGCACAGUCAACCUCAAGGUGUUGGUCAAGGACUGUUGAUGGGAGGAAAAAGUCUGUUGAUGGGUCUUUUCUUUGGACUGUCCGGUGUAGUUGUAAAACCCGUAAAGGGUGCCCGUUCCGAGGGUGUGGAAGGAUUUUUCAAGGGAAUUGGGAAAGGCCUCCUUGGAUUGCUUACACAUCCAACAGGAGGAGUUAUUGACAUGGUCAGCUUUACUCUUGAUGGAGUGAGAAGAUCAGCGGAACAGAACGGCGAAGAUAUCGCCUGCAGGAUGAGAAUUCCCCGUUUCACAGCCCCCAAUAUGCCUUUAAAGCCUUUCUCAGAGCACGACGCCAAAGGAAAUGGAAUCUUGCAGGGUUUAGAUAAAUUUGACGGCGAUGUUUAUAUAGACCAUAUGAGCAUUACAGAUGAGGACGAUAGUAUUGUGGUCCUCUUGACAGACAGGAGGAUAUUGAAUUUGCAUCAAAGGAAGUUUUGGCAUAGUUGGGAAGUGAGAUGGAGUUGUUUAUACGAGGACGUUGUUGGUUUCCCUUUGCUUACUGAAAACGCAUUAGUUAUCAAAGAACAGUCUUCUAAGCAGGAUCAUUCAACUAGUCUUCCCUCACUUCCUACUCACGACAUUGUGUCUUCAAACAGGAUGGAACUAGAGACUCUUAAAACCAAGAUUGACAGCAACAUUCGUCACUUUCGAUGAAAAUUUGAAUCGUAACCAUUUCAAGUCAAGAGUGGUGGCUAGACUUGCAGAUGACACAGUCUGCGUGAGCAGCAACCGUGUUCAAGAAAAUUCCAUACUCUGACCCCACCAACAUGAGAACUGAAUUCAAUGAAAAAGUUUUAUCUAGAAUGAGUCGGUUAGUCAUCUGAUGCAGAAGUAAUCUAGUUAUGUCAUUGUUGU